CCGAACUCCACUGAUCUGAUCGGAUACCCCAGAACUAUUAAUACAUCCUGGAUACCUUUACCAUCACGAUGAUUCUAAUCUGGUUUUCACAACCUGUACAUGCUGAAGCCAAUCUCUGGCAUUAUUUCAAGUUCAAGCCAUGCCAGAACAAAAUCACAAGAACAACGACGAGGAGCCUAAUGCGGUUGAGGUUGAACUACUCACCGUGGACGAGGCUGACAACUACCAAGGUCUGACCUUGAAAUGUGUCCUUGUUUACUUGUCCAUACUCAGUGGUUGCUUUGCACAAGUCCUUGCAAUUGUUGCAACUGGCGCAUUUGCCAGAAACAUGGCCAGCGCUUUGGGCGGACGUGACAAGUAUAUUUGGAUCCCUCAAGGCCUGAUCAUCUGCAGCACGUUCACGGCAGCCCCCAUCGCGCAGUCGUCAGAUUUCUGGGGCCGCAGAUCACUGAUCCUGAUUUGCACCGCUCUCUGCAUCACUGGCUCUGUAAUCAUCAGCAGAGCGUCUUCCAUGACCAUGGCCAUUGCUGGAUCGUUAGUGGUCGGUGUUGGGUCAGGGACAACUUCACUGUUAUAUGCAGUUGCAUCUGAGAUCAUGCCACGACAGUAUCGACCAGUUGCCCAAGCUGGGGUCAAUAUUGCCAACUCACUUGGUGGGAUAUUUACGUUACUACUUGGCUUCGGACUUGUCAGGAAAGACGACGAAAACUUUCGAGUUGUUUGGUAUGUUGGCACGGGGCUUUUUAUCCUCAACUUUGCGGCCAUCUUCUUCCUCUUCAAACCACCCAAACGACGCCUUGAGUCAUCCCUGACCUGGAAGGACAAGGUCAAGGCUCUCGAUUUGAUAGGGUACAUUACUUUUUCCAUUGGAAUGAUAAUGUUCAGUGUGGGAUUGACAUGGGCCAACAACCCGUAUUCUUGGCAAAGUGCCCCGGUGCUCAGCACAUUUGUUAUUGGCGUGGUCUUUAUCAUCCUCACAGUGCUUUGGGAAGUUAAGAAGAAGGAUGGAUUUUGCCAUCAUGCUCUAUUCCAGACAAGCCGCAACUUUGCACUUGCCCUGGUCUUUAUUUUCAUCGAAGGAUUCGCAUUCUAUGCGGCAAACAACUUUCUUCCUCUGGCGUACUCGAUUUAUUUCGAGAGUGACCUUCUUAAGGUUGGCGCCAUGAUGUCCCUUAUUUUCAUUGGAGGAGCAAUCUCGUCCGUGAUUGGCGGUCUCUACUCCACCAAGGCGAGGAGAGUCCGACCACCUUUGACGGCCGGGAUGGCACUCUUUGUCAUCUAUUUUGCAUGUAUGGCUACUCUCAAGCCCAGUCAGCUAGCUGCGAUGUGGGGUUAUACUGUCUUGGCGGGCUUUGGCCUUGGGUUCGGUCUUGUCAUCGCCGUCACGACUGGACAGAUAAGCACUCCGCCUGGCUUGAUUGCCACAACCAGCGGCCUGAUCUUGACUUCAAGAUCUUUAGGGGGUUCAGUGGCUCUCCCUGUUUAUACUGCUAUUCUCAACUCCUUAUUGUCUGAACAUCUUGGUCAAAAGAUAGCCGAAAGGGUUGUUCCUCUCGGGCUCUCUGCCAAGAACUUACCAGCCUUUGUCAGUGCUCUUGCUAAUAAUGACCAACGAGCUCUGGCAGCCAUUCCAGGUGUCACUCCCGACGUAAUCUCGGCGGGAAUUGUUGGGCUGAGGUCAGCUUAUCACAUAGCCUUCCGCGGCACCUGGAGUGCAGCAGCAGCAGUCUCGGCGGUUGGUUUAAUACUUGCGCUUUUUGUCCGCGAUCCUCGCGACAGCUUUAACAUGCACGUGGAUGCGCCGGUCGAGCAUGAUAUUGCCAGAGGGCUUGAUCAAUGCUUGGAAGGUGGGAGCAAAAACGUGAAUGGGACAGAACAUAUUGAGUCAAGCAGUGUCAACGAAAAACCUUGAGACAACGCUUGAGCUGGGAGUUUGGCUCAGCUAAGUAGGUUUGUUGUUUUGGCAGAUCACGUUUGAAAGGAAAGAUGCCAAUAGUCCUUCCGGGUUGCUUAGAACCAGGGGGACCGCAAGUAUGGAGGCGAAUCUCUGUGCCAAUUCAGUUGUCUCCAUUUAUGAACGUUCAAAUGUUACUCGCAAUCCUUGUCUAGGCUUUAAUUUAGUAGUAAUGCGGCAGUAUCUUAUGGCCAGGAACCUCUUCAAUCCUCCGAUCCGUAAAAAGGUAUGUUACCAGUGCGCUUAAGGUGGAGGGAAGGGACGUUGGAAAUCAGCUCAGGCUUAUGCAAUGGCCGGCAAGCUUGUUCAGUGGUACUUCACCUUUGAAGUGAACUCUCGGCAGCCACAAUGAAGUAUCAAACCGGCAACAGGUGAUAUCAGUUACAGCUACACAUUGACUAGAACAUCGUUACGCACUUGUAUGAGAAUCCUUGUGUAAGUUAAGC
Molecule: messenger RNA, 2400 nt
Organism: Fusarium redolens
Lineage: Eukaryota; Fungi; Ascomycota; Sordariomycetes; Hypocreales; Nectriaceae
Product: major facilitator superfamily domain-containing protein
Exons: 4
Coding region: 140-1912 (590 amino acids)
Biological process (GO): transmembrane transport
Cellular component (GO): membrane
Molecular function (GO): transmembrane transporter activity
Source: RefSeq, a predicted model, not a curated record